GACUAGUCGUAGUCUUUUGAUGCUCCUUAAUUUAUGAAAAAUGAAAAUUUAAUUUCGGUUUUUUAAUUUUCUACGGUCAUUAGUGGCUGUCUCGGCAAUCAAUCGAUUUUCGCAGCUGUUGAUACAAUUUUUUUUAUAUUUACUAAUUAAUGGCAACAGCAAGAACGAAAUAUUUGCGAUUUGUUAGAUUUUCAUGUAUUUGAUGUCGAAAAUGUGAUUAUGAUGCAAUAGGGAAUUGAUAUUUUUCUCUGACAAAAGUGGACAAAGUUUGAAGGAACCACUAUAGGUCACCGCUCUUGCGCCAUGGCUCCAUGCGUAUUGCGUAGCUGCAUUGGUGUGUCCCAGGCAAUCAGCUGGUCGAAGGCUGUGUUAUUAUUGAAAAGGGGUAUCAUGACUGCUUGCCGGUCACCCCCGAACUUUCGCAAAUGUCAUUCCUACGGCGUUCCAAAACUGAGUCCUCAAGAGGUCUCUCAGAUUUUGCGAGUCAAUGAAGGGAGUUUUGAGGUGAAUGCAUCCUCAAUAAGAGCCUUCGAUGCCAACCAGCUGCCUUCCAAUGUCCCAAUAGAGGAUCGCAUAUGUGUUGCUCGGUGUCGCUUCACAACAGGGAUGCUUUUUGGAGUGUUUGAUGGACAUGGUGGGCCAGAUGUUGCAGAAGUAGUCAGCCAAAGACUUUUUGACUACAUUGCAUUAACAUUAUUGCCAUUUUCCAUACUUAAAGAACUUGUCGAUUCAAACUCAGAUCUAUGUGGCAAAUUAACUGAAAUAUAUACAGAUAUAACUCUGCCUCCCAAGUUAUUACGAAUACAUAAUAAUAGUUUAAGGAGGUAUGCAAUUGAAAUAUUGGAGAGACAGGAUGAGACGGAUGACUUUCAAAUGCAUCAUGCAUUAUCUCAAGCAUUUUUAAAAUUAGAUACUGAUUUAUCUCAGGAAAUUAUAGAAAUCGCACCUUCCGAUCUAGAAUUGUUACCUCUUGCCAUCAUGGGUGCUUGUGCAUGUGUGGCGCAUGUUGACGGAUCUCAUCUUCACUUGGCAACAAGUGGGGAUUGCCGGGCUGUGCUUGGAAUUUUAUCUGAUGCCAAUAAAUGGGUUUGCAAACCUCUUGGUUAUGAACACAAUACAGACAAUGUUGAUGAAAUGCGAAGAAUACUAUCGGAGCAUCCCAAAUCAGAAUUGAAUACUGUGAUAAAGAAUGAACGAUUACUUGGACAAUUAGCACCUCUUAGGGCCUUUGGUGACUAUCCUUACAAAUGGAAAACUAGUCUACAGAAGAAAUUAUUACUGCCAGUUUUUGGUCAAGGUAUACUGCCUCCAAACUAUUAUACUCCUCCAUAUUUAACUGCCAGGCCUGAAGUAUUUCAUCACCAUCUCACUGCCAGGGAUCGGUUUCUAGUAAUUGCCUCGGAUGGUCUGUGGGAACAGAUGUUGCCACACAAAGUUGUAAAGUUUGUAGGCGAGCACACAACUGGAAAACAGACACUUGACUUAUUGAAACUACCCCGUAGACAUAUGAGAUUGGAAGAAAUAAAUGAAAUCCUUAUGCAAAGAGAGAUAGGGCUGUCAAAAAAACCAACUGAUACAAAUGCUUCAACUCAUUUGAUCAGGAAUGCCCUCGGCCGAACAGAAUAUGGUGUGGAACAUAGUCGGCUUUCUGCUAUGUUGACGUUGCCCGAUGAUAUGGUCAGAAAUUUUAGAGAUGAUAUAUCUGUUAUUGUUGUAUAUUUUGAUACAGAUUACCUUCGUCAGAGUCCAGCUGAAUGAUGAACUGUAGAAAUUUAAAUAAAUUAUAUUAUUAUAGAAAUGAAUAUUAGACUUAAAAAAAGGGCUUUCUCCUUGUGUUUGAAUUGUUUGAUAGAUUUAGAAUGACAGUUUUAUGUCUGAGAAAUUUGCAAUGUGUAGCAUCAUUAAUUAUUUAUUUAUUUCAUUAAUUUGCAUCAUAUUGACAAUCUAAUUCAACAUUUAUAUGAUUUUGGACAUGUCUGUUAAUAAUUUGUUUGCUGAUUGUUUUUAUUAGCAUCUGCCUUUGCAUAUAGUAAGCAAUUUUCAUUAGCAUUAUAAACACUGAAUUAUUACCAAAACAACUAAUCUCCUUUGUUAAUUUAUAUCUGUAAAAUUAAGAAGAUCUAUGAAAAGAUAUACUUAAUUCCAUUAAAAUAACUUAAUUAUUCAUUCUUAAAAACUUUUUAUCAGUGGUAAAUUAUCAAGAUUAUGAUAAUGAACCUAAAUUAAAAUUUUAUAUUAUAUUAUUAAUUUUUUAACAUUCUUGUUUAGUUUCUUAACACUUUAAGUAAUCAGAUAUUUCUGUCUGAUUGCAUUUAACUCUAACUAUUGACACUUGAUCUUUUGUGUAUGUGGGUCUGGUAAAUGCUGUGUGAAUUAGACAUUAUGAAAUGGUAUUGAAGCUUGGAAAAUGGAAUGCUGACUCAGAUACCUGUCUUUUAAUUUAAUUAUUUUUUUUAAUAAUUCUGUUACUUAUAACUCUUGUGUACCUUGUAAAUGGGCCUUAAAUUUUGUGGAUUAAGUAUCAGAACUAGAUUCUGUUGAUAUAAUCUUAGCUUGAAGUUUGAAACCUAAACUGAGAUCUAUUUCUCUAAAAUUCUGCAUUGCUUUUAACCUAAAGGAUAUUAAAUUUGAUGUUGUAUAUCAAAACAUGCUCAAACAGUGAUUUGUCAUUGUGGUUUGGAGAAUGAAGAGCGAAAUUAUUUAUUAUUUGACAUGGUUGAAAAUGUUGAGUUCUGUAUUAAAAUAUGCUUAUGUGCAAUUACUAAUACAUUUUAUCAAAUUUAAACAAUGAAUAUAUAAACUGGCAUGUCAUUGGAAGAAUUUUUUU
Molecule: messenger RNA, 2827 nt
Organism: Argiope bruennichi
Lineage: Eukaryota; Metazoa; Arthropoda; Arachnida; Araneae; Araneidae
Gene: Pdp
Product: pyruvate dehydrogenase [acetyl-transferring]-phosphatase 1, mitochondrial-like
Exons: 2
Coding region: 304-1758 (484 amino acids)
Biological process (GO): protein dephosphorylation
Molecular function (GO): protein serine/threonine phosphatase activity; cation binding
Source: RefSeq, a predicted model, not a curated record